CUCCCUCUCUUCCUCAUCCUUUCCCAUCGCACAAGGCGCACAUGUCACAGCCGCAGACGGUACCCUGCGCCUACAAGACGGGCCGCACCUUGGGUCAAGGCACUUACGCCGUCGUCAAGGAGGCCGUCCAUAUCAAGACUGGCAAGUACUAUGCAUGCAAGGUCAUCAGUAAGAAGUUGAUGGAGGGGAGGGAACACAUGGUACGCAAUGAGAUUGCAGCAUUGAAGAGGGUGUCGCAGGGUCACAGGUCCAUCGUCACUCUCGUCGACUACUUUGAGACGAUGAACAACUUGUAUCUCGUGACGGAUCUGUGCGUCGGUGGAGAGCUCUUUGAUCGCAUCUGCGAGAGGGGCAGCUACUACGAGCAGGACGCCGCGCACAUCGUCAAGACAGUCACAGAAGCAGUCAAGUACCUCCACGACCAGAGCAUCGUCCAUCGCGACCUCAAGCCGGAGAACCUCCUCUUCAGAGACAAGACGGAGGAUUCGGACUUGCUGAUCGCAGACUUUGGGCUCAGUAGAGUCGUUGACGAGGACAAGAUCACCGUCCUCUCGACUACGUGCGGUACACCAGGCUACAUGGCGCCAGAGAUCUUUAAGAAGAGUGGGCAUGGCAAGCCGGUCGAUAUGUGGGCAAUUGGCGUCAUCUCUUACUUCCUCCUCGCCGGCUACACCCCCUUCGACCGGGACUCCACCGCUGAAGAGAUGCAAGCAAUCGUCGCAGGCGAUUAUGCCUUUGAGCCCGAAGUCUACUGGGCCGGCGUGUCAGAUGCGGCCCGCGACUUCAUCAAUCGUCUUCUGACCGUCGAGCCCUCAAAACGCAUGACAGCCAGCCAGGCCCUUGAGCACCCUUGGUUGGCAACGGAUGCUGCGAGAAAGGAGGGCGAGCAGCGCGACUUGCUGCCGGACAUCAAGAGCGCUUUCAAUGCCAAGCGUACCUUCCGCAAGGCUGUCAAUGGUAUCCGACUCAUCAAUCGACUGCGAUCCGAAACGGCUGACAGCAAUUCGACAAAGCAAGAGGUCGAGGCGCUGCGCAAGCGAAUCGUCGAGUCGGAGGAGAGGGAGAACGUCGACGAGGUGCUGGAUGUGCCCGAGCAGUCUCAUCCGCCGUCGUCCUCCAACGAGCAGGUGCGCGUGUAAAGGUGGUGGAGCACGACGGAGGGAUCCGAGGUAGCGCUGGUCUGCACUCUUGUCUUCUGCUUUCUCUCUCGUCGUCAUCCCUCUCCCGCGUCCGGCUACGGUGGUGUCGCUACGAUCUCCUUCUGUCCUCGACUGUCUUUAAUAUCUUGAUUGCUCUCGACUCCAAUGCCUGCGCUGGACAUCUCUGCGUCCGUCGCCAUCGUAAGAGGGGAAAACGAAGGCAGUAUCGCUUCGUCGUUACCACUUUUCGCGGUGCAUAAAAAAAAGGGCGUCCCCGGGAGUCGAACCCGG
Jaminaea rosea is the source of this 1430-nucleotide messenger RNA. Its product is annotated as putative calmodulin-dependent protein kinase type 1. Lineage: Eukaryota; Fungi; Basidiomycota; Exobasidiomycetes; Microstromatales. Bases 42 to 1139 code for a protein of 365 amino acids. Gene Ontology annotation, molecular function: ATP binding; calcium/calmodulin-dependent protein kinase activity; calmodulin binding. The transcript has 3 exons. The record is from RefSeq and is a predicted model, not a curated record. Gene Ontology annotation, biological process: protein phosphorylation; cellular response to oxidative stress.